AGUUAAAGUGUUAUGAAGUCUUCAAUUGCUGUUGUUUUCAUUGUCAUUUGUAUUGGCCUUAUUCAAAAGUGCCAAUCUAACGAUUUUUCAUCAUUUCUUAGUGUAAAUGCAUCAUUAGCCGUUGUUGUGGACCAUGAUUACAUGGAACAAAAAGGCACUGAUAUCAUGAACGAUUUACAAAAAAUUCUCGAAGAAACUAUACGAGAAAACUUAAAGAAUGGAGGAGUCAGUUUGAAAUAUUAUACUUGGAGUCCAGUGCGAUUGAAGAAAGACUUUAUUGCUGCCAUAACAGUUAUGGAUUGUGACAGAACUUGGAGUUUUUUCGAAGCUACACAAAUCAAUUCAAUUCUCUUGUUCGCCAUUACUGACUCAGAUUGUGCUCGUUUGCCAUCCGAUAAGGCUCUUAUGAUUCCAAUAAUUUCCAAAGGCGAAGAACUUCCACAACUUUUGCUUGACAUAAAGGUACAAAAUGCCCUCAAAUGGAAAUCAUGUGUUCUUCUCCUCGACAAAACUAUUGUUAAUCAAAACUCCCAAAUAAUUGAAGCACUUGUGCAUGACAAUUCCAAUAAUAAAUUAGAUCCAAUUGCAUUGUAUAUUUACACUUUCGAUGAUAAUUUACGAAGCCAGAAGAAAAGGAGUAAACUGAGAGAAACUUUGAGGAAAUUCACAAGAAGUCGAAAUAAUCAGUUUAUUGUUUUUUCGAAUUCAAUUGAAGAUAUAAUGGAAGUCGCUCAAGAAUUGAAAAUGUUUCACAUUUAUAAUCAGUGGUUGUUUUUUGAUUUACACCAAGUCAACGAGGAUUGGACUUUUGACUUGCUGACUCAGAAUUUGAAUGAAGGGGCAAAUAUAGCAUUUGCUGUUAAUGAAACUAGUCGAAUGUGCCAGGAGUCCCUAAAAUGCAUAAUGUCUGAAAUAGCUAUGGGUUUUAUAUCGUCACUGUCGAAAGUUAUUCGAGAAGAAGAAUCUAUUUUUGGUGAAAUCUCCGAUGAAGAAUGGGAAGCAAUUCGUCUUACAAAAUCAGAAAAGCAGGAGAAGCUUUUGAACUAUAGUCAAGAUUACCUCAAGUCGAAUAGUGUUUGCGCAAGCUGCUCUAAAUGGCGUUUUAAGACAGCAAUAUCUUGGGGAAAAACUCAAGAGCAUUUCAAAAAAUUUCAUAAAAAUAAAACAAAAAAACUCGAUAAAAAUAUUUAUGACUUUGAGGAUGUUGGCUAUUGGAGUCCAGUACUGGGAUUUGUUACAGUGGAUGCAAUAUUUCCACAUAUAGAAGAACGAUUUAGAAAUAUAACAAUGGAUGUUAUUACCUAUCAUAAUCCACCCUGGCAAAAUCUUAAAACAAAUGAAAAAGGUGAAAUUAUAGAAUCAUCAGGAAUUAUAAUAGAAUUGUUGAAAGAAUUCUCUCGAAAACUAAAUUUCUCAUAUCGGCUUUAUGAUGCCAAGACAUUUGAAGAUGAUCCUACAGUAAAUGAGAAUACUACAGCUUCUACAGAUCUCUAUGGUAGUCUGACUCACUUCAUUCCAAACUCUGUAGUUGAACUCAUUCAAAACAACAGGUUCUUCUUAGCCGCUGUCGCAUAUUCCAUUGACGACCCCGAUUCAAAACCAUUUAAUUACACAAGUCCAAUAAGCAUUCAAAAGUACACUUUCCUAUCAAGACGACCUGAUGAAGUUAGCCGAAUUUACUUAUUUACAGCUCCGUUCACAUUCGAGACUUGGGCUUCGCUUAUUGGAGUCCUACUGACAACAGCUCCUUUACUCUAUUUGAUAAACAUACUUGUGCCAAUUGAAGAGCUACGUACAAAUGGGUUAUGUAAAAUGAACAACUGUUUUUGGUACGUCUAUGGGGCACUUCUUCAACAAGGUGGGAUGUACCUUCCAAGAGCCGAUAGUGGAAGGCUGAUUGUUGGUGUUUGGUGGAUUGCAGUUUUAGUUCUUGUCACAACAUAUUGCGGCAAUUUAGUUGCAUUUCUCACAUUUCCUAAGUUUCAGCCAGCCAUUGACUUUUUGUUUCAGACAUUUCAGCAUACCGAAGUAGAGCAGUUCGGUUUGCGGAAUGGGACUUUUUUCGAAAAAUAUUCAUCGAUUACAACAAGAGAUGAUUUUAAAAAAUUCAUGGAAAAAGCCACAAUGUAUAACAAUUUGAGCACAGAAAAUAUAGGAGCAGUCGAAAAAGGACAACGCAUAAAUAUUGACUGGCGUAUCAACCUUGAGCUUACUAUUCAAAAGCAUUUUGAGAAGGAUAAAGAGUGUAAAUUUGUGCUGGGCAAAGAAGACUUUGUUGAAGAGCAAAUAGGAUUAAUUAUGCCAGUUAAUAGCCCCUAUAUGUCAUUGAUUAACGAUGAAAUCAAACGUCUUCAUCAAAUGGGAUUUCUAGAUCGUUGGCAUAAAAUCAAUUUACCAUUAAAAGAUAAAUGUAAAGGAAAAGGAGUUCUUGGUCAAAUAACAAAUCAUAAAGUUAAUUUAACUGAUAUGCAAGGAUGUUUUCUUGUAUUGCUUAUUGGUUUUGUAAUAGCACUGUUUGUAAUUCUUUGUGAAUAUUGGUGUCAAAGCCUAAAUAAAUCGAAGAAAAGUAAUUUCGAACAAUAUUCAACUUAAGUUUAAUGUCUUGAGGUGAAACGUGUGAAAGGUAUAAAGUAAUGAACAUAAACCUUUAAACAUUGUUUUUCAGUAUUAUAACAAUAAGCAAAAUAUUAUGUACAAAAAUCGGUACAAAGUUAAUUAACUUUAAUUUA
This is a messenger RNA of Eupeodes corollae, 2729 nucleotides long. It is a transcript of the gene Ir93a, whose product is annotated as ionotropic receptor 93a. The record is from RefSeq and is a predicted model, not a curated record. Lineage: Eukaryota; Metazoa; Arthropoda; Insecta; Diptera; Syrphidae. Gene Ontology annotation, cellular component: membrane. The transcript has 17 exons. Bases 13 to 2592 code for a protein of 859 amino acids. Gene Ontology annotation, molecular function: ligand-gated monoatomic ion channel activity.